Thlaspi arvense is the source of this 2363-nucleotide messenger RNA. Lineage: Eukaryota; Viridiplantae; Streptophyta; Magnoliopsida; Brassicales; Brassicaceae. The record is from the annotation of a GenBank genome assembly.
AUGGGGAUGAAAGUUACCGGAAAGCCGUAUCCGACGGCAGCAUUACCGGCAUCUGAGUCGGAGACGAAUCUGUUCACUAACGGUCCAGAUCUUAGGGCUUUACAAAGAGCUACUUCAGUCACUAAACGUAGAGCAAGGAACCCGAGUUUGACUCGUCAGCGAAGAUCCGGCGCUCCUGGCGGGAGGCGAAGUCGGCCGGAGACUCCUCUAUUGAAAUGGAAGGUCGAGGAUCGGAACAGAGAGAGAGGCGGCGUUGUAGAGGACGAUGAUUACGAGGACGAUGGAGGUAAUAAUAAUAACCAGGGAGGUGGUGGAUACAUGGGUGUUCCGUUUCUCUAUCACCAUAGUGACAAACCUUCUGGCGGUCAAAGCAACAGGACGAGGCAGAACCCUAGCACUAUUGCUACAACAAAAAAUGGAUUUUUGUGUAAGCUCGAGCCUUCAAUGCCAUUUCCCCACUCGGCGAUGGAGGGGGCGACAAAAUGGGAUCCUGUCUGCAUGGAUACGAUGGAUGAAGUACACCAAAUUUAUAGCAACAUGAAGCGUAUCGAUCAACAAGUGAAUGCUGUGUCAUUGGUUUCUUCCCUUGAAGUAGAGCUGGAAGAAGCACAUGCUCGCAUUGAGGAUCUGGAGAGCGAGAAGCGAUCUCACAAAAAUAAGCUUGAGCAGUUCUUGAGGAAAGUUAGUGAGGAAAGGGCCGCUUGGCGGAGCAGAGAGCACGAGAAGGUCCGAGCAAUCAUUGAUGACAUGAAAGCUGAUAUGAGCAGGGAGAAGAAAACCCGUCAGAGAUUAGAAAUCGUCAAUCACAAACUAGUCAACGAGCUUGCAGAUUCGAAGUUAGCCGUAAAGCGUUACAUGCAGGACUUUGAAAAGGAAAGGAAGGCAAGAGAGUUGAUCGAGGAAGUUUGCGAUGAACUUGCCAAGGAAAUAGGAGAAGAUAAAGCUGAGAUUGAAGCAUUGAAGCGAGAGUCCAUGAGCCUCAGAGAAGAAGUAGACGAUGAAAGAAGAAUGCUGCAGAUGGCUGAGGUCUGGCGUGAGGAACGUGUCCAGAUGAAGCUUAUCGAUGCCAAAGUAGCACUAGAGGAAAGGUACUCGCAAAUGAACAAGCUUGUGGCAGAUUUGGAAUGUUUCCUUAGGUCAAGAGAUAUCAUUACAGAUGUCAAAGAGGUGAGAGAGGCGGAGUUAUUAAGAGAAAGCGCUGCUUCUGUAAACAUCCAAGAAAUCAAGGAAUUUACAUAUGAGCCUGCAAACCCUGACGAUAUCUUCUCAGUCUUCGAAGAUAUGAAUCUCGGUGAAGCCCAUGAUAGAGAAAUGGAGAAAUCUGUUGCUUACAGUCCAAUCAGCCACGGUUCGAAAGUCCACUCGGUAACUCCAGACGUAAAUCUGAGCAACAAGAAAGGGAGACAUUCAGAUGCUUUUACUCACCAGGAUGGAGACAUCGAAGAAGACGAUAGCGGUUGGGAAACAGUGAGCCACCUCGAAGAACAAGGAUCUAGUUACUCACCAGACGGAAGCAUACCUUCCGUGAACAACAACAACAACAACAACAAUCACCAUCACCGAGACAGCAAUGCCUCGAGUGGCGGUACAGAGUUCUUAGGCAAAGGCUGGGAAGAGACAAUGACUCCAACGACAGAGAUAAGCGAAGUGUGUUCGGUUCCAAGACGGUCAUCGAAAAAGGUAUCAUCAAUAGCAAAGCUGUGGAGAUCAUCAGGUGCAAGCAAUGGAGAUAGAGAUAGCAACUACAAGGUGAUAUCAAUGGAAGGUAUGAACGGAGGAAGGGUUUCAAAUGGAAGGAAAUCAAGCGUGGGAAUGGUUUCGCCGGAUAGAGGCUCGAGCAAAGGCGGAUUCAGCCCGAUGAUGGAUUUGGUUGGACAAUGGAGCUCUUCGCCGGAUUCUGCAAAUCACUCUCAUGUGAACCGAGGAGGAAUGAAAGGUUGCAUAGAAUGGCCUAGAGGUGCACAGAAGAAUAGCCUGAAGGCAAAACUCAUCGAAGCGCGAAUCGAGAGCCAAAAAGUUCAGUUAAAGCACGUCCUUAAGCAGAAGAUUUAGGAGCCAAACCAAUCUUUGAUCAUUUUAAUCCCAAGCCAGUUCUCACCGGGCAGUGAUUCUGUAUGAAGUAAUAAUGUUCCGGUGAAGCGGUCGGAGCCAGGGAAGCGGUUUAGACCGGAGUUUAGAUUAUGUAUGUCAUUUGGUCAUUAGCAAUGAAGCAAUGUUGUACUCUACUAUUGUUAAUCACAUCAUUAUGGAAGAAAAACCUUUAGCAGAGUAAGAGAGGCUAAUGCUCCUUAGAGACUUAUUCGUUAAAUUAUAAAAUAUAUAGUUAGUUCCCUUUAAAUCUACCAAUUUUUGGUUUUGAUGUU